AGAUAAAAUGAGUUACAUGAAUAUGAACCAAGAGAACUUUUUUCUAAGUAUUACUUAUUAUGAACAUUACAUGUACAAAGGGGCAAUUUUCCGACAAAUUAAUGGUGCGCGCGGAUUUAAAAUUUAGUCGAAGCUUAAAAUAGAGAUGAAGUUAUUGAUUUUCCUAAUCCCAACACUUUAUGCUCAAACAGACUUAAGCAAGUAUAAUUUGAUCGAGCAUUUAGUCGGAAGUAAUUCAACAUACAAGAAAGAUGUAAAACCGGAUAUACUGACGAUCGUCACAGUGCAGGUAGACAUAUAUGAUAUAGCAAGAAAUGAAGAGAAGAAUACGGGAUUUCUUUUUGACUUGUACCUGCGAAUGUGGUGGAAAGAUAGACGACUAAAUUAUUCUCAGUUGGCUAAUUAUAGUAAACUUGAGCUGUCGGAAGGUAAAACAAAACAAAUAUGGCAACCGGAUGUUUACUUCUUGACGGAUCGGUCACCAGGGUCGAACGAGCAAAAAACAUUUAACAGUAUGGUUUAUAUACAUAAAAAUGGCGAAAUAGUCUACAGCCAAAGAACAUCAAUGGCUUUACGGUCAUCCUUCGAUCUUAAGUAUUAUCCUUAUGACGAACAAGUUUGUGAAUUGAAGAUGCAAAGUUUUACUUACACAAAUGAUUCGCUGAUACUUAAAUGGAAGAAAGAUAAUCCAUUGAAAUUGUCUGGGGUACACAUGACAGAAUUUCUCAUCUCGGUUGGCGAAUAUAGUGAUGAUGAUACACCCCUUUUAGAUCAAGUUGGGGACUACUCUACUUUAAAAGGAAGAAUUAUCAUGGAGAGAACGGGUGGUGCCCAUUUCUUUCAAUUAUACGGACCAAGCGUAGCAAUUUUGUUUGUGUCAUGGCUGGCUUUGUUCAUUGACGAAAAGAGAAUUUCACCACGUCUUUCAGUACAUACAGGCUGUAUUAUUGCAUUGAUCACCCGAUGGGUUGGCAUUUAUUUCAUUAUACCAGCGGUGUCAUAUGUUAGAGCUAUUGAUGUAUGGAUGAUCAUUCACCAGGUCCUCAUUGUUUGUGCCUUUCUCGCCAACAUUUUAUCUUUAAUGGCAAGACGUGACGAUCCAAACAAGGACAGGACAUUUAAAGACUCGAAGAAUGAAGAGAGGCUUCUACAAAGACUGAACUAUAUUACUUACUGUGUGAAGGAAACAAAGCCUUUUAAAUAUCUCUGCUGUAAUUGUUUCAAGCGUUUUUGCUGUUAUUGUGAAGCGGAACUGGAUUCAAACGAAUCAAGCGUAAUUUCAAGUAACAACCGCCAGGCUAAACUUAUCGAAAUCGUUGCAAUUAUUGCUUUGUUUGGUCACUACAUUAUCUUUCUAAUUGUAUAUACAACUUGCGUCCCUUCUCAUAAAGUAUCAGUUAUAUUCUUACUUUGCAUCGGCACUACCGGUUUACUUUGUUGGAUAUUUCUAGUCGCAUUACUGUUUUGUUGUAUGGGAAAUCCUCAUGUUUAAGUUGUGAGGAUGAAAAACAGAUAAGAGAUGAACAUAAAAAGGAUGGAGAAAACGAAAAUCGAAAUGGCUGUGAUGCACCCGAAAGAGGAUCAUCGGAUAAAGAUAGCAAAAUAGUUGUAAGUCCAAACAAAGUUGAAGCAAAUGAUAAUAAAAAACAAGAAAAGCAAGAAAAAGAUAAGCGAGAGGAACAUAAUACUGAAUGUGUGGAAUUGCAAGAAAACAGGACAGUCAAAUAUUCUAAAUCACACAAAGAAGGAGGAGGAAAAGUAAGAAAAGGGGAAGAAAGACGAGAAGAAGUAGAAGGAGAAGGAAAAUACGAAGACAAGAAAGGAGAAAAAGAAGAAGGAAAAGAAGGUAGAGAAGGAGGAAAAGGAGAAGAAAGAAAAGAAAAAGAAGAUGAUGAUGAGAAACUAUAAACCAUAUUGACAAUCUAUACAGUUUAGCGCGAAUAUAUGC
Molecule: messenger RNA, 1948 nt
Organism: Ruditapes philippinarum (Manila clam)
Lineage: Eukaryota; Metazoa; Mollusca; Bivalvia; Venerida; Veneridae
Product: glycine receptor subunit alpha-2-like
Exons: 9
Coding region: 146-1492 (448 amino acids)
Biological process (GO): nervous system process; regulation of membrane potential; chloride transmembrane transport
Cellular component (GO): synapse; membrane; neuron projection
Molecular function (GO): neurotransmitter receptor activity; extracellular ligand-gated monoatomic ion channel activity; transmembrane signaling receptor activity
Source: RefSeq, a predicted model, not a curated record